Molecule: messenger RNA, 9843 nt
Organism: Cladocopium goreaui
Lineage: Eukaryota; Dinophyceae; Suessiales; Symbiodiniaceae
Source: the annotation of a GenBank genome assembly
GGGGAUGACAAUGAGCAGAAUGGCGAUGGGAUCUCAACAACUACUAGCAUGUCUUCAUCUUCCUCCUCAUCCUCGGCGUCAUCGGACUUGAGCCGUCAAUCCAAGGACGAGAUGGAUGCUGCUUCUUCGAAGCAAAGUAAGCCUAAGGCAAAGUGCAGGUCAAAGGCCAAGGCCAGAGCCCGUAAGGCGACCCCGGUACCACAGGUGCCGCAGAUGGAGGUGGGGACACAUGACACCUGCCAGCCGGCCAAGAGGGAGUUGAACGUUGAGUUGUCCUUUUGUUCAGACGAUGAAACCCUGAAUACGAAAGAGAGAUCUGUUCUCAAGUGCCCCUUGCAAAAAAAAGCAAGGAGAAGCGAACCCAAGGACACGAGCUCCAGCGCAUUGCCCGUGGAUUCUUUGGACGAGUCCUUCAGAUGGCACACUCACUUGGUUGACAUGUGCUGUGAAACUUAUGGUCGGGAGGCAGUGGACAGUGGCAUGGGCGGCAUGGAGAUUUUGAAGAACCAUUUGGAGAUCGCAGUGGACAUGGCUGGACAUGGCUGGACGGACAUUUUGCAGCUUCUGAAAUUGCCAGUUCGCAUUGCUGUGCAGCGAGUCAUGAAAGAGAAAGAAGCCCACGUGCAACAGUUGUUGGCUGAGUCUCAGAAUUCUGACACACCGAAACAAAAAAAACAGCAGCUGAAGUCAGACCUGAAAGAAGUCGGAGAGGGAGUGCUGAAGUCCCUUAUGGAGUGCAUGGAUCAGUUCUCAGACAAAGAUUUCUUUCAAGCCACAGCUGCGUGUUACAAGCAUCCUGAUGGGGCAGGAUCAUGUCAGAUCUUUCCUGACAAGGUUGAGACGUUGGAUGGUGAAGGUGCAGGCAGCAAGGAGUACUUCAUGGCAGGUACCUCUUGCACAGACUGGAGUAGCAUGGGCACAAUGACCUCCUUGGCGGGGUCAACAGUGCUCCCUUUUGCAGUGGAGCUGCAGAUCGUGAAGCGUCGCCGCCCUCGUGUGUUUUUCCACGAGUGCACACGGAACUUCCGACCAACUAUUUUGGCACAAUACUUGGAAGGAUAUGAAGUGCAUUCGGCGAUUCAGAAGCCCACCCUGCGAGGAUUCCCCAUUGCGAGGACCCGUGUCUACUCGGCAUGUAUCCGUGAAGACUUCACCCUGCACAACAUCAAUGAUGUUCAAUCAGAGCUGGAGGCCCUGUCAUUGUCCAAGAAAGGCGCCCGUGCCCAGAGCUUCCUGGAUGUUCUCCCAGCUGCAUUUCAGGUGCGACGUGACCAGUACCAGGCGAACGAGCGAGUGCAAGAUAUGAUGAGCGAUGGAUCUGACGUGAUCAUCAAUUUGACCCAGAAUGUGGAUUUCUUGUCUUAUGCCAGUACGAACUGCCCCUGCUUGCUCACCAAGAGCUACAUGUGGCAAAUUAUCGCAAAGAAACUUGCCCGGGGGUAUUGUUUGACAGACUCCUAUGCUGUUCGAGCCUUUCAGAGAUGCUGUAAAGAACAGCACACAGAGAACCAGAUGGACACUCUGAAGGUUCAAAACCCUGACUUGUGGAAAGGGACUGUCAUAGCCUUCCGAGAUCAGAGAAGUGUUGGCAAGGGAACCAAAUUUGAUGUCCUACGUCACCUUGAAGCUACUAAGAAGGCUUUUGUUCAGGAUUCCGACGAUGUGUACCGCCCCCUCCUGUUUGAGGCGUACCUGAAGCACUUCAUGGAGCUGCCUGCGCCUCUCCACCUCACAGAGGCGCAGGCGACCGCCCAAUGGUAUUCUGAUUUGCAGAACCCAAAGAUUAAGAAGUCGGAGAAAAAGUAUUACAACCCCAAGUCCAAGCAGGACGAGGCAGCUUGGCGAUCCCAGACAGUGCAGAAAGAGACAAUGUCCAAGAACUCAAGUCAAGGUCGGGAGCUGAUGACUCGCUUAGAGACGGCGCCAGUGGAUGCAAAAGCUUUCAAGGCAGGUUUGACAGACCUGUCCCUUGAAUUUGAGGCGGGACUGGACUCGACAGGACUGGCUCCAGUGGGAGGACUGGGAAGAGGACGCUUUCCCAGCCGAAGGAACAACAAGGGGGGGGAUGGCUCAACGGCAGGGCCGUCGGGCCGCAGAGCUGCUGGGAAGGCAGCCCCCAAAAUCGAGAACAUUGACCUUGUUGCUGGUAGCAAAGCCAACAUGUUGAUGGUGACUGUUGUGCUGCAACACACCCUGACGCUACAUCAUGCAGGUGUCACUGAGUCUCAAAUCGCCGAGUGGGUGGUCAACGGGACGGAUCCUUAUCAGUUGGGCACCAACCGAUCUGUCUACAGGUGCGCUUUGCAGUUUGUCAAGCGGGUGGAGAUGGCAGAGAUGCUGCUGGGAGGCAGUCCUCUUCCGUCAGGGACGACUUGCAAGGAUGUGGUGGAGCAAGCAGGAUUCUUUGCGGAGGACUUUGCACCAGUGGUGGUUCCAUGCAGCAUGUUGAUGAUGAACCUCAAAGGGUACCUUUUGGAGGGUCCGCAUUCUCGAGCCGGGGUGGAUGAGCAGGCCAAAAAGGUUCGAACCAUGAUGUCAGGCUUCCGUUGCAUGACCAGUGCCUUGAAGAAAGGCGCUUCUGACGUGCAAUCGGCCCUGAACACCAUCAAGGCAGCAGAAGCCUUGAAGGAGAGGCGCUCGGGUGACAAGAGGGCAGCCCAGGCGAAGGCGAAGAUGCUCAAGUUGCCGGCAUUCGCUUCAACAAGUGACCCUUCCAUCAUCAAGAUCCACAAGAGCUUGUGCAAGCGCCAGGAGGUCGACAAAGCUGCUUCUUUCGAGACAUUGAAGACCAGCAGGGAUGCUGACGCGCCCUUUAUUCUGAGGCGAGGCAAGAACGUCUACAAGGCCAUUUGGAAGGAUGAGACUGUGCGUACCAUGGUGUCAGCGCAAGUUGACAGCUUCAAGGAGGAGUGGGCGAAGCGCAAAGAGAAGACCCAAGCAAACCUGAUGCCCCCAGGAUUCAAUCCAGAUCAGAACAAGGAGCUUGUCGCAUCCCAUUCAGAUAUCAUCGGACUCAUCCCGGGCCCAUUUGGGGCCAUGCUGACGCCUGCAGCUGUUUGUUUGCCAAGGGAAGCUUCAGCAGACGGAGUCAACCCUGCUGAUGACACAGCGCUCCAGAACUUCCUCGAGGCGUAUUUCAUGGCUGGGCAGAGAAAGGAGUUCUUGCACCAUGGCGUGGAGAUGAACGGCUUUGCCAAUCUACGUGUUCAGUUGCAAGGUCACAUUCGACGAGUGCUCCAAUUGGAUGCUGCGCAUGGACCUCCAGCGCAUCCCGCUGUCAAUCCUCCCGCUGAAAUGCAUUCCAUCUAUGAGGAUCGUUUGUGGAUUGUAUCUCAAGCCUAUGCACAAGAGACUCCAGCCGAGCCCGCCCAGCCAGAAUUGCCAGAAGCGGAUGGCAGAAAUGAUGAGGAGCAGGAAAGAACUGGGUUUAGUGGUGAUUCUUCGGAAGAGGCAGAAGACGCGGAAGGCAAACCACGUGCAGCCAGGGCUGCAGUUGCUGAGCAUGAGCAGAGCACCCCAAAGCAAGCGGGCACCUCAGCAGAGGCGCAAAACACCAGGCCAACCGAAGCAGAACUGAUUUCUGAUGACAGUCAGGAACAAAUUCUCAGCCUGCUGGAAGAAGUAGCAGCUGAAACAGCCAUGCAAAAGGAGCCCACACAAGCAGCAGAGACCGCAGCCGCAGCUCCAGAGCAGAACCUCGGCAGUGCGCAAGAAGUAGCCCCCGCAGAGACUCCAACCGCCACAGCUCCAAAGCAACAACAAGGCAGUGCGCAAGAAGUAGCCCCCCCAGAAGCUUCCACAGAGGAGCCCGCACAAGCAGCAGAGACUGCAGCCGCCACAGCUCCAGAGCAGCCCAAGGAACAACAAGGCAGUGCGCAAGAAGUAGCCCCCCCAGAAGCUUCCACAGAGGAGCCCGCACAAGCAGCAGAGACUGCAGCCGCCACAGCUCCAGAGCAGCCCAAGGAACAACAAGGCAGUGCCCAAGAAGUAGCCCCCCCAGAAGCUUCCACAGAGGAGCCCAUGCCGUCAGAGACUGCAGCCGCUGCAGCUGCGGAUCAGAAGUCCAAGGAACAACAAGGCAGUGCGCAAGAAGUAGCCCGGCCAGAAGCUUCCACAGAGGAGCCCAUGCCAGCACAGACUGCAGCCGCCGCAGGACCAGAGCAGACGCCCAAGGAACAACAAGGCAGUGCGCAAGAAGUAGCCCCCCCAGAAGCUUCCACAGAGGAGCCCAUGCCAGCACAGACUGCAGCCGCCGCAGGACCAGAGCAGACGCCCAAGGAAAAACAAGGCAGUGCGCAAGAAGUAGCCCCCCCAGAAGCUUCCACAGAGGAGCCCGCACAAGCAGCAGAGACUGCAGCCGCCACAGCUCCAGAGCAGCCCAAGGAACAACAAGGCAGUGCGCAAGAAGUAGCCCCCCCAGAAGCUUCCACAGAGGAGCCCAUGCCGUCAGAGACUGCAACCGCCACAGCUCCAGAGCAGAACACCAAAGGGAAAAACACAGCUGUGGAAGAUGCACCUGCCCCAAUGGGACCACCCACAACGGUUCCAGAAUCUGCAAGCAAGAAGAGGAAGAUUUGCCAAAAAGAGCCGCCGUCAGUUUCACCACAUGCAGCUCCGGUUGAUGCAUCCAGUGCAUCCCAGCCGGAGAAGACACCGCACUAUUUCAGCAAGUUUGAAGUACCCAAGGCGUUUGAGAAGGCACCUGGGAUGGACAAAAGUGAGCAUGAAAGGUUGCUGAAGGAGCCGAGACCUGACACACCAGCGCUGGAGGAGCUGGUACUGGAGCUGACCAAGUCCAGCACGGAGCGGGGGGAUUCCGGGACACAUCCAGAAGUUGGCGAGUUGAACCGGGACCCGCCCACCAAGCCUGCUGUUCCUGCGGCUCCACCUGCCUCGCCCUGUGGAAAGGGUGCUGUGGCUGCCUUAGCUUCGCAGAAAGCGAGACAGCGAGAGUUCCCAGAAGUCUUGGACGAUGGCGCUGUUCAGAGCGGCUCGAGCCGCUGCGGUGGUUCCAUGUGUGGAGAUUUUCCCUUCUGCACCGCUCGCUGCCCCUUCCUGGUGGCCUGUUUAACCUUGGUGGCCACCCCUCUGCUGCUGAUCCUGCUGUGGCCGGGCUUGGUGAUCAACAGUGAUACCUCAGUUUUUCUGGAGGCCGACAGUCGUUCCUCCUCAAUUCGCUCCGCUUUCUUAGGAGCUUUGCCCUUCCGUGACGCGGAGGCUGAGGGUCGACGGCUGAUGACAGGUCUCAUGCCACAUAUCGAUGUGAAGGACAUGUACAAGAUGGAUCAUCUCAUUUUGUAUUGGAGCACCACUGAUCCCAAGGGUUUACUCCAGGAGAAGUACCUGCGCCCGAUGCGAGCAUUAGAGUUGUCUCUCCGGAAUGGUCCCUUGUAUCAGCUGACGUGUCAUGAGAUGUCGACGCCGGGGCUGGGAGCCAUGUGCGACCCAGGGCACUCAGUGGUGAAUGCAGCUUACCCAAGUGAAGCUGUCAAUGCAAGCGAGACUGAUCCCUACAUUAAGAAGCCCAUGGAUGGUCGAGGAACUGAACUUCUGCGCCCUGACGUGAUUCAGAAGGUGAUCUCGGAAAAGGACGACUACAAAGAACUGAUGCUACCUCGGAAUUAUCAGGAUGGAGAUGUGGUGAUGAUGGCAAGGAGCUACUUUGGUUGGAACAUGUUGUGUUGCAGAAUCGACGUUCCUAACAGCGUCCGCGGCGCCGAGCUAAUGAGAAUACGAGGUGUAUGGGACAAGCUUUUAGCCACAGAAGUGAUCCCGAAGUUGGUAGACUUUCAGGCCUCACUGAACCGUGUUGUGGACUUGUGCGCAGGCCUCGGGGGUUUCUCGGUGACAGUCCCGUUGGUUGGAUUUUCCGUUGCUGCUGGGGUGGACCACAAUGACCGUUGGCGUUCCUUGUUUGAGUCUCUGCAUGAAGGGGCACAGUUCAUUGUUGGUGACCUGGCUGACACCUCUGUCUUGCGUCAACUGCUUGGUUUGGAAUGUUUCCAUGGUGUGGUGUGCUCUGGUGUGUCCUGCCAGCCUCAUUCGGUGCUUGGUGACCGUAAGGGAAUGUCAGAUCCACGAGCCAAGUCGCUUCCUCACAGCCUCCAACUGGCCUGGCUCCUUCAAGCUGCUGUGGUUUUACUGGAAUGUACUCCUGAGGUACUCCGUGAUGCACAGGCUCAGGAGUUGUUGCGUCAGUUCACUGUUGCCACAGGAUACCGGCUGUCUCAGACCAUUCUUCGACUUAGCAACACCUGGUGCACCAAGCGAGACAGAUGGGUUGCUGUGUUGACCGCCCCAGUAGUCCACCCGUGCUACAUCCCUGACAUGCCAUGCUUGCAGGAGAUCCAGGUUGUCCGUGAUCUCAUUCCUGAAAUCCUUCCGUGGCCGAAGCCUGAUCAGGAUCAGUUGGAGCUGAACUUGUACGAGCUGUCCAAGUACUAUCAGUAUGCUGCAGGAGGGAUUGAUGGGGCCUGGGUUCGCAUGGAUGACAAGUUGCCAACCUUGUUACACAGUGCUGGCAAUCAGAUGUACACCUGUGCUUGUGGAUGUCGUGCUGCUUUGUCGGAAACCAGGCUUCGACAGAAGGGGUUGGUAGGUGUCUUGAUACCUUUGUCCACAUGCCAGACUCACAUGAACUUGGAAAUGCGGCAUGCCAGAUACCUCCAUCCUGUUGAGAUGUGGGCACUCAUGGGUGGCAACCCACAAGCACCCAUGGGAAACAAUUUGAGGUUGGCCAUGGCUGGAGUUGGUCAGGCUGUUGCUGCGUUGAUGGGCCUUUGGAUUUUCUCCCAUGUGCGUCAGUGCCUUGAUUGGACUUUCGAGCUUCCUCCAUGUGAUCCGCUGCCUGUCCUCAAGUCGUACAUGUCAACAGUCCUGCAGGAAUGUCGCAGCAAGUGGUCUCCUGGUCUUCCCAUGACCGUUGCUGAUGUUGAUGAUGACCCGGUUGAAGAUGUUGAAGAUGCAGCACAGCCCAAGGUGGUCACUCUCACUCGUCCAUGUACCGGAGAACCUGAUGUCACUGUGAAGCUCUCCCCAGGUACCACAGGAGUUCAGCUCUUGGCUGCUGAAGCGCAAUUGGGCGUUGAUGUGACUGACUACACCCUGAGGAUUGAUGGUGAAAAGUUUGAUGCCACUGAGCAGCUCCGAGGAUCGUCCCUUGUUUCACUUGUUUCACCGGAUUGGGACCCAGCCAAUUUGUACGCCACUCCGGCCAUUCCUUGCUGCUUUGAUGCCGAUGAGUUUCUCAGGUAUGUCCAUGCGUCUGAUGCCACGCGCCCUGGUUUUGUCACCGAUUUGGAGGGUCUCCGAUCAGCUCGUUGUCCUGUGUUUUCGAAGGCUGAGAGGGUUGGAUUGCUGGCUCAACAAGGUCCGGUUUGGGGUGAUGAUGAGGUGCUCCAUGGACUUAUGCAGACUGAACUAGGCACUGAGGAGGCUCAAUAUGUGCACGUGUGGGAUCCUCUGCUAGUCACCGGCCUGAUUCACCAUGAAGACCAGGCCACUUGGCAAUACUUGGUCUCCGAACUUGGGCAUGAAGCCACAGUGAUUUCAGCGGUGUUGCUGGGUGGUCAUUGGAUUCCCUUGGUGUGGAGGGUAGAUAUGGUGGGUUCUCAACUUCACUCCCUGUCUGUCACCAUGGAAUUUGUCUCUGUCCUUGAGAAGCUGAGCCGUAUCAUCGAAAUCCACCGAGGUGGUGCACGAGGCACGUGGAGAGCACAUAUGGUCAGAGACAAUGAGUCCUUGUCCCACUUUGCUGCCGGGUUACGUCGGGGCUUCUCUGAACACAUUGAUGACCCAUGUUAUCGACCGUGCUUGGCUGGCCUUGGACUUUCCGUGUCAGCACGUCUUGCGGACCUUCUGACUGUGCAUGGUGUUCCUGUGUCUGAAUCGUCCACUCGAGCCAUGUCUGUCUUGAAAGCCCUGGGUGAAGCCGAUGUCAGUGCUGCUUUGGACUCUGGGAACCCCUGGAGAGAAUUGAAGUGGUUGGGUAAUCAAGUCCGGCCCCCCUUCAUGUUGAUCAAGCCCUCUGAACUCCAAGCUCAGAUUGACAAGAGGGUUAGUGACCAGCCGGUGGGCAACAAGAAGCAUAAGCGUGCCAAGUCUGCCAAAGGAGGGGGUAAGGGACAUGCCAAGCCUGCCACUUGCUUGGACCCUACACUGCUCAGGUUGGAAUCAGGCAUUUUCCAGAGCGAGGAUGGUACUCCUCUGUCGCAGCUCAGUUUGCCUCAAGUCGGAUCGGCCUCAUCGGGGGUUGCUGUGGUGUCUGUGUCUGCCAUUGACCCGUACCUGAAAGCCGGCCGUCCUCUGUCUGCUGGUCCCUUGGCCUUGUUUGUGGUUGACUCCCCGACUGCCCCUGCCACCUCAUGUCCAGUGCGCCCAGAGCGGGUCCCAUUGGUCUGUGCAGCCAACUCUGAGCCGCUGCUGGUGGAUGGCCACUUGAUUCAACUUGGUGCGGUGCCUGUUUGUCGAGUGCCCCUGCAGUCCGGCUGUGAGGUGAAAUCGGUUCCUACUUGCGUGGUCAAGGCCAUGGUCUUCAAAGAUCAAACCACAGUGUCUUGGGGUGAGGUGGUGUCGCAUCCGUUGCUCCACAUCUUUGCCAUGGUGCCUCCCCUGCUGCAGUGUCGUGAUGAAGACUGUUGUGGCUGUGAAUGUUGGCACCGAACUGUGGACUUUCCCUUGGACUCACCUGUGCUGGAAUUAUGGGGUAAGCAGUGGCUCCGCUUGGACUUUAGCCCUGCUUCCCCUGACCAAGCUGACAUGUUCACUUGCCACAUCAGGCUGCCAGAACACCUUCAGAUGGUGGUCCAACAGUUUUCAGGGCACAAUGGGGUGUAUCUUGAACCAAAGUCAUUGGAUGGCCGCAAACCUUCCCCUGCCUUUCAGGUGGUAUGGCUUCCCAAGCAGGACAUCAGCCAACUCAUCCUGAUGCGACAAACGGUUGCCCAUGUGAUUGGACUUGCCAGGCUGGGAACUAAAAUGGGCCUUCGAUGCAAAUCUGAACAUGCUGCCGAAGUUUUUGGGGUGUUGAAGCCAGGGCACACCUUCUUGCCCCCAGGCAAGAGGCAGAGCUAUUUGGUUGGUCCGUUUGCAUAUGGUACCCUCCAAGCAUCCGUGGCACAGGUGCUUCAGGCCAAUGGAUGGGUUGCCAAGCCAGUUCAGGUUGUCGCUGCCAAAGCACAUGUCCAAGGUUUGAUGUUCCGUGUACAGUCCGUCCAAGAGCCCCCCAUGAAAAUGUUGCGCCUUGCCCAUGGUGAUGUCUUGAUUGCAAAGGAGGAUGAGAAUGUCAUGCCGGUUGAUCCUGCUCCGAAGGUGUUUUCCACGUCCCAAACUGAGUCCUUUGUCUCGAAGUCAGCAGAGGGAGAUUACAUCCAAACGCAUGACCCAUGGGCCAAAGCAGCCGCCCGGCUCCCUGCCAAGACAUUUCCAAUUGGUAAUCCCUUGGAGGAUAUCACUCAAAAGGUUGUGGCGGAAGUUAUGGCCAAAAUCCCCCAGCAAUCGAUGGAGGUGGACUCCGAACAGUCUAUGGACAAGAGGGUGGAAACCUUGGAGAUGCAAUUGAAGGAUUUGACUGGGCAGACUCAGUCUCUUGCCCAUCAAGCCCAGCAGCAGGCACUUGACACCUCUGGUCAGCUCCAGGACUUGCGAGGCCAAUUGCAGCAGCAAAGUACUCACUUCGAGAAUGCCAUUGCUGCCCAGGCGAGUGCUAUCCAGGGAUUUCAGGACACUUUCCAAGAGCAGUUCAGGCAGCAGGUCACCCACCAGCAGACCAUGUUAGAUAGCAUGUUCAGCAAACAGAUGUCUCAGUUUGAGAGCCUGCUGUCGAAACGCCAUCGCCCCGAGUGA